UACCCCUGCCUAGCCGGACCACCUCCUUGUUCUUCCUUAACAGAGCUCUCUGCUUCCAUCCUCGGAGCAGAGAGAGAUCUGUUAUUUCUUUUUCCCGCCAUCCUUCUAAAUCCCAUUUUCUUUCCUUCAGCUUCAAUCUUCGUUCAGCAAAAUACAAACUAAACUAGCCCCGUUCUCUCCAUCUCGUCUCAGUGAUCCCUUGUCGCUGCCAUUAAUCUUCCUUCACCGCCUCUGCUAAAAUGGAAGAAGCUCAGACCAAAAUUCUGAUACCUGUGUCGGUCCAGGAUGACGUCGCGGGACAGAUCAAGAUGAUAUGGGAUGUGAUCAAAGAGCCAUUGUUGGUUCCGCUUCUGAAUGUGGGAGUGUGCCUUUGCUUGGCAAUGGCGCUCAUGCUCUUCAUCGAGAGGGUUUAUAUGGGCAUCGUCAUCGUCCUCGUCAAGCUUUUCUGGAAAAAACCAGAACAGCGUUACAGAUACGAGCCGUUCCAGGACGACGAGGAAGCCGGCACCUCCCAUUACCCUGCGGUUCUCAUUCAAAUCCCUAUGUACAAUGAAAAAGAGGUUUACAAGGUGUCCAUAGGAGCUGCUUGCGGACUCUCAUGGCCUUCGGACCGUCUCGUGAUCCAAGUCCUCGACGACUCAACAGACCCCGCAAUUAAGCAAAUGGUGGAGCGAGAAUGCCAGAGAUGGGCAAGCAAAGGGAUCAACAUAACGUAUCAAAUAAGAGAGAACAGAACGGGGUACAAAGCUGGUGCUCUGAAAGAAGGCCUGAAACGAGGCUACGUGAAACAUUGCGAAUACGUGGCCAUUUUCGAUGCAGAUUUCCGGCCGGAGCCCGAUUUUCUGAGGCGAGCCAUCCCCUUCUUAGAGGGCAAUCCCGACAUUGCUCUCGUUCAAGCUCGCUGGAGAUUCGUGAAUGCGGAUGAAUGCAUGUUGACGAGAAUGCAAGAGAUGUCUUUGGAUUACCAUUUCACAGUGGAGCAAGAAGUUGGAUCAGCCACUCAUGCUUUCUUUGGUUUCAACGGCACGGCAGGUGUUUGGAGAAUUGCCGCUAUUAAUGAAGCAGGAGGAUGGAAAGACAGAACCACAGUGGAGGAUAUGGAUCUUGCUGUCCGUGCCAGUCUCAGGGGCUGGAAGUUUGUUUAUCUUGGAGAUCUUCAGGUGAAAAGUGAGCUUCCCAGUACUUUGAGAGCCUUCCGAUUCCAACAGCACAGAUGGUCUUGUGGUCCUGCUAAUCUGUUCCGCAAAAUGGUGAUGGAGAUUGUAAGGAACAAGAAUGUAAGAUUUUGGAAGAAAGUGUAUGUUAUAUACAGCUUCUUCUUUGUGCGGAAGAUCAUCGCCCACAUGGUCACCUUCUUCUUUUACUGUGUGGUGAUUCCCCUCACAAUAUUGGUCCCAGAGGUGCAGGUUCCUCUAUGGGGAGCUGUCUAUAUUCCCUGCAUCAUCACCAUCCUUAAUUCAGUAGGAACUCCGAGGUCCAUUCACCUAUUGUUCUACUGGAUCCUUUUUGAGAAUGUCAUGUCUCUACAUCGUACAAAGGCAACCUUUAUAGGACUCCUGGAAGCUGGAAGAGUCAAUGAGUGGGUUGUCACUGAGAAACUUGGAGAUUCUGUCAAUGCCAAGAAUAACAAGACAAAUGUCACCAAAGCACCCAAAAAGCCUGCAUUUAAAUUUGGAGAAAGACUAAAUUUAUUGGAGCUGGGAUUUGCGGCCUUCCUCUUCUUCUGCGGAUGCUAUGAUUAUGUGAAUGGAAAGCACAACUACUUCAUAUACCUCUUCCUGCAGACCAUAACCUUCUCUAUAGUAGGAUUUGGCUAUGUUGGCACAAUUGUUUAAAGCUCUUGGAGCCUACAUCUGAAGUUAGUUAGGUUUCCCCUGUACUGUGUCCAUAUCUUUCUAGUUCUUCAGAAUACGUAGAAGGGGCUGAUUAGUUUCUUCGAGCAACGCAUCAGGAAUGGAUGAUCAUCAGCUAAUUCAUUUUCAAGAUGGGAAAGAGAAGUUCUUCCCAUAGUCCCAAAGAUUCAGACAGAUCAAAGGCAGAGAGGAUUUCUGUCACAAUAAAAUAUCCAUAACACAAGCUGGUAUAAGGACAAGGAUGAAGAUCUACGAAAAUGUGAUUCUCCAUUACAGUGCUAGGCAACAGGUAGUUGGUGUUGUUAAUUGUCAGCAUAGGUUGUUUUUGAGAGAUUUUGUAGUUUUGUAUGGGCCUUGUCUUUGUUAGUUUCCCCUAGUUUGAACCCAAUUAUCUGGUGGGGUUGAAAAGUGCACAUUGUAAUUUAUGUUAUUUUUCAUUUCUCAAGGAACGAAUCGAAUCUUAUUUGUCGUUCAUUUAUGUAAUCAACUGCUGCUCCUGUUACAGUUGUACUUGUGGCAAGUGACAUAAAUGAAUGAAAGCUUGUCAAUAAUAUAUUCUUCUUCCGUGCC
Messenger RNA from Neltuma alba, 2423 nucleotides. RefSeq names its product glucomannan 4-beta-mannosyltransferase 2. The transcript has 9 exons. NCBI's taxonomy places the organism in Eukaryota, Viridiplantae, Streptophyta, Magnoliopsida, Fabales, Fabaceae. Gene Ontology annotation, molecular function: mannan synthase activity. Gene Ontology annotation, cellular component: Golgi apparatus. The record is from RefSeq and is a predicted model, not a curated record. The coding region runs from base 240 to 1835 and encodes 531 amino acids.